AUGUUAAAGGAGGUCGUGAGUGCGAUACUCCCUCGUAAUGUGAAGACUUUGAGGUGCAAAAAGAGACCUUACGCAAACCGAGCAGACUUCAGAAAGAGACGAACGUGGCACGAUGUUCGCCACGAAGUGGACAAUCCUCAAACAUUCGAGAUUAAAACUAAUCCACCAAAAAUAAAAUCUCUAUUCUUAUUUCUUGUUUUCUGCGUGUGUGUUUUGAAUGUGAUAAUACCGUGUGAUGCUAGUGUAAGUGAUGUACAUAUAAGUAAGGAUCGGAGAGGAUUGCAUGAAGGUGCCCCUGGUAAACAAAAAGUCUGGCACGGGCACAAACAUGAAGGAAGGACGUAUGGAAAGAACAUUAGAAAGGGAAGAGUAUCCAUCAAAAGGCAUGCGGAUGAUGAAAAGAAUGACAAAUACGGAGCCGAUUCUCAAGAACUCAGUAAAUAUUACGGUUACUACAAAAAAGACGACAUACCUGUGAAUAUAACAGAUUAUCCCGUAUAUUUUGACGUAUCGCGGUACGUAAAUGACGACUCGCGAGCACUUGGAUAUCCACAUGAUCUGGCAAGUAAGCCGUACUAUGUUAAAAAUAUUAACUUUAACCUUCGACCUGAAAAACAUGAGUUUCACAAGAAGAGAGUCAAGUUAGGAGUGCUAUUGCCCGCUGAUCCUGAGCAAGUUUUCUCUUUGGUCAAAGUUCUGCCCAUAUUGGAGAUGGCGAUACCAGCUGUAACAAGACCUGACGGUCCAUUGCCUGGCUGGACGAUAUUGGUUGACUACAGAGACACUAGAUGUUCGUCUGUCGAAGGCCCGUUGGCGGCUUUCGAAUUCUACGUCAAUGGAUCUGCUGAUGCAUUCAUCGGCCCUGGUUGUGAGUACGUUAUCGCACCUGUGGCGAGAUAUGCUGUGCCUUGGGGCAUCCCUGUGCUAACAGCAGGUGCUCAAGCAGAAGCAUUUGGUUACAAGCAUCCGAGCUAUGUAACCCUUACCAGAAUGAUGGGCAGCUACACGCAAGCGGGCGGUGCCAUCCUAAAAAUUUGCGAGCAAUUCAACUGGCACCGACUUGGCAUGCUGUAUCAUAACAACGAACUGGCAACUGGGAAAGGCAACAGUCCAUGUUUUCUGACACUGAGCGCUGUCUUCGCAGUUUUGAAGAAAAAGACAGCAGGCGCCAACAAUAUAGUGACAGUGCAAUUCGAUGAAACGAAUACAACUAGUUCGACUCUAAAGGAGCUCCUACAAAAACUAUCGUUGAACACGAGAAUUGUGGUGGUUUGCGCUAACCCGAGCACAGUGCGAGAGAUCAUGCUGGCCGCAGAUGACCUCAACAUGGUAUCUUCAGGCGAAUACGUCUUCUUCAACAUCGAACUGUUUUCCAAUCUGGCAUCAGCAUCAUCUAAAGAGCCCUGGAAAGUGGAGAACGACACAGAUGAACGCAAUGAGAAGGCGCGGCGGGCGUACAGCGCUGUAUUAACCGUCACCAGUCCCGCUCCUGAGAAGAAGGAGUACCUCGACUUCUCUGAUCAGGUAAAAGAGCUUGCUGCUACGAAAUACAACUACACGUUCGGCAAAGACGAGGUGGUGUCUACGUUCGUAGCGGCGUUCUACGACGCGGUGCUGCUCUACGCUCUGGCACUGAACGACACGCUACGCCAGGCCGCGGAUCCCCGAGGCCACGUCGAUGGCGCCGCGGUUAUGCGAAAUAUGUGGAACAGGACAUUUCAAGGAAUCACCGGAGAGGUGAUAAUCAACAGCAAUGGUGAUAGAGUGUCGUCGUACUCCCUGCUGGACAUGAACCCUGUGACAAGCAAAUUUGAGGUGGUGGCCACGUACGUGGCGGCCAACUCUUCCCUGCAGUUCAUCGAGGGUCGGCCGAUACACUGGGCUGGCGGGCGCACCACAGCCCCCCCAGACACGCCCAUGUGCGGUUUUGACGGCUCCCUCUGUCCAGAUAAUUCACUCCCGGUGUACGCGAUCCUCAGUAUCAUUCUCAGCUCCGUGGUUGUUGUUUUGGCUGUACUCUCCGUCUUUAUAUACAGGCACUACAAGCUAGAAGCAGAGAUAGCCAUGAUGACGUGGCGUGUGAGUUGGAGCGAUGUUCUGCAGCCUGGAGGAAGGCUGCGAGGCAGCCUGCAUUCCAUCACUCGAAGGUACAGCACGGGGACGACAUUCUCUGAUGAAGCCCCGUCUCUCGCUGGUGAUAGACAAGUAUACACUCCUUGUGGCUUCUACAAAGGCUGUCGUGUAGCUCUCAAGACAGUCGACAAGCAACGUAUAGACUUGACCAGGCCUCUGUUGCUUGAACUGAAGAAGAUGAAAGAUUUAGAACAUGAUCAUUUGGCGAGGUUUUAUGGAGCUUGCGUCGAUCCCCCCCAUUGCUGCUUGCUGACGGAAUACUGCCCUAAAGGUUCCCUUCAAGAUAUCUUGGAGAACGAAUCCAUCAAGCUCGAUUGGAUGUUUAAAGUCAGCCUUAUGCAUGAUAUUGUGAAGGGAAUGCACUACCUGCACUCCUCCGAUAUUAGAUCUCACGGUGCUCUGAAGUCAAGUAAUUGCGUCGUGGAUUCCCGCUUUGUGCUCAAGAUCACUGAUUUUGGACUUCAUGCUUUACGGACUGCGGAAAAAGACUCAAGAGCACAUAGUUACUGGACACGUCUUCUGUGGACUUCGCCAGAACUGCUGCGGAUGACGGAUCCUCCUCCAGAGGGCACUCAGAAAGGAGACGUGUAUUCAUUUGGCAUCAUCAUGCACGAGAUAGUGAAUAGACAAGGCGCGUUCUGGCUUGGACCUGGUAUUGACAUGUCGCCUAAAGAAAUAAUAGAGAUGGUGAUAUCAAGUGGGAUUCGGCCCAACACAUCCCACCACCGAUCGUGCGAGGUGGACGACGCCACGGAGCUGAUGGCGCGUUGUUGGGCCGAGGAGCCCACAGACAGACCGGACUUCGCCCAUUUAAAGGGAACCAUCAGACGCCUCAACAAGAGUCAAGAGAGUAGCAACAUAUUAGAUAAUUUGCUUUCGCGUAUGGAGCAGUAUGCGAAUAAUUUGGAGUCUUUAGUUAGUGAGAGAACUCAGGAUUAUUUGGAAGAGAAAAAGAAAUGCGAGGAGCUGCUGUACCAGUUGUUGCCCAAAUCAGUUGCCUCCCAACUCAUCAACGGUCAGUCAGUAGUGGCGGAAACCUUCGAACAAGUGACAAUCUACUUCUCCGACAUAGUUGGCUUCACUGCGCUCUCUGCAUCAUCCACUCCGAUGCAAGUGGUGGACCUACUCAACGAUCUCUACACGUGUUUCGACUCCAUCGUCGAAAACUACGAUGUUUAUAAGGUGGAGACCAUCGGAGACGCGUACAUGGUGGUGUCUGGUCUUCCUGAGCGUAAUGGGACUCGACACGCGUGUGAGGUCGCGCGAAUGGCGCUCGCAUUGUUGGACGCUGUGAGGAAGUUCAGGAUCCGACAUCGACCCAUGGAUCAGUUGAAGCUGAGGAUUGGAUUGCAUUCUGGUCCGUGUGUGGCUGGAGUGGUCGGUCUCAAGAUGCCGCGGUAUUGUUUGUUCGGAGACACGGUGAACACUGCGUCACGUAUGGAGUCCAAUGGCGAGGCUCUGAAGAUCCACGUGUCUCCUGACACCAAGGAACUGCUCGACACCUUCGGGACCUUCCAGUUGGAGUGUAGGGGAGAGGUCGCUAUGAAGGGCAAAGGAAUUCUAGUCACAUAUUGGUUAUUAGGAGAAAAAGUAGACCCCAACGCUCAGAAAGAGAAACACCCGCUGAUCAAAGCGCAAACACAAUCCGCAGAAAGUGGGUCAUUGUCACAUCUCACGCCGUUCCGGCAAAGGCUGGACCAAAGCUCCCGGUCUUCUAGCAGACGAGGAUCAGGAAUACUCCUGCAGAAGACCAGUGAUGUCAACAAGCUGGAGAAAGAAGCCCAACCGCUGCUACAGAACUUAGUAAUGCAGAGACAACUAUCUGAUCCCACAGAACCUGUAAUCAAUGGAGUAGACAACGAGGAAUUAGACAAACUAUCAGUAUCCAAUUCAAUAUCUCUAAACGUUAAUUCACUGAACCACAACUCUGUGAAUCAGGGUGGACAGCCAAAGGUUAAAUUGAAGGAGGCAAAUUCGAUUAACCACAAAUCGAAUAAAGUGGGUAACAACAACUGGAUAUCCAAGUUGCCGACAGCCAGCUCGUUCGAUAACGGUACGAAAAAAGCUGCUGAACGCUUGAAGGACUACAGUAGUGUACCCCUUUUAUCUAAAGUGGAAACACCUAAUGAUUCUAUCGUUUAGGAAAUUGUAUUUAAUGUCUGCGAGAGUUGAACCUGACUGCAGUGUUGAGCCGAUUUUGUUGAAUUUGAUGAAGAGUUUUAUUAAGAUUUAUCGGGUUUUCUUCAAAAAGAUAUUAGGUUUUGUGGACACAUUCCAUAAGAAAUAUUUUCGUGCACCGCAAGCAUUUUUAUGUAGUAAUAUUGUAUAUAUUUAGUGUCCACUAAGUUGAGCUAAUGACUAACCUCAUUUGAGUAAGUAACUAAGAUUCGUUAAAUGUAUAUAAUGAAGUAGGCGUAGUUUUUUUUUAAUAUCUUUGUGUAUAAAAUAGGCAGUACGGAGUGAAGAGCGGAAUCAGAUCGGCUCAAUAUUGUACCACGUGAUUAAAAUAUUGCAUUUUGUACUUUAUUAACAUGACAUUUGAGUCUAACUAUGUUUUGUGUCUGAUCAAGUGAUAGCGUGUAAAGUUGAGAGAUUGCCAAAAACAUAAUAAAUAUUUGAUCAAAAGUAUAUUAACUGCAAAAUUAUAUUUCGACUGAUUUGCUGAGAUGAAAUGAAUAAUAUUCUUUCAUAAAUAAAUUAUGAUCAAAUGGUUUCACGAUGGUAAAGAGAGUUUUAUUGAGUGUAAGUCUGUAUGUUUGUUCGUCUUAUUAGAGUAUUGGCGCUUGAGUCAUAAAUUAAGAAAUUCACGUACUUAAAACAUAUUUUUUGUAUAUACGGAUAAUCUCUUCACGUUUAAUUCGAUAGUAAAAUAGCACGAAAUGUUUUAAUAUUUUUGUUAUAUAUUUUUAUUCAGAUUUUACAUAAUAAGGCGUAUUUUGAAAAUACUUGCCCCAUGAAUUAUUAAAUUCGUUUUAUUUAUAAUAGAAGUCCAAAAACGAUUAUCGAUUAUUCAUGAGUUACCCUUUUUCACCUAAGAGUUGUAACUAAUCGUAUAUCGAUGUAUAUUUCUUAUUUUAAUACUGGACUGAGGUGAAUUGAAUAAAUCUUAGAAAGAAUUCGUGAUAUUUUUACGAAUCAUUUUGAGCGGUUAAACGUUCGUCUUAUAAAUAUUUGCAACAUUCCUAUUUGUGAGCUUCGAAGUCUAUCCUGCCAUUGGGUGUUUAUAAAUCUGAUUUGAGCAGUUUUAUCUUUAAUGUAGCAAUAUUUAAAGUCGAUUUUGGCACGUGAUCCAUUACUUCCCAUAUCACCAUGUCUAUACGUGAAUAUUUAAAAAUCGAAUUAUUUUAUUACGUUGUAAAUAAAAUGCCUAUUUGAAAAAUAACGCUUUGUAUGUUUCGAUUAAAGUACUGGCUGGUUUGUUUAUUUCGAAAAAGGUUUCCAAUCAAAAGAGAAUAAUUAUACAGCCAGUGCAAUUAAAUACAACUACAUAUGGAACAAGCAAUGGAUCGACGUGCGAAACGACCUAAAUGAACAUUUUCUAGUAUCAGUAAUGAGACUAGUAUGUAAAUAAUGUACUUAAGUUUAUUUAUUGUAAAUAUUAAACGUAACUUUGUUGUGAUCUUAGAACGGUAUAAUCUAUUUAUAGUAGUGACGUCAACACGUCAAUGUUUCUUCGAACAUUAUAGAGAAUUAAAACGAGUGAGAAUUA
Manduca sexta (tobacco hornworm) is the source of this 5842-nucleotide messenger RNA. It is a transcript of the gene Gcy, whose product is annotated as atrial natriuretic peptide receptor 1. Bases 1 to 4275 code for a protein of 1424 amino acids. Gene Ontology annotation, cellular component: membrane. Gene Ontology annotation, molecular function: peptide receptor activity; ATP binding; protein kinase activity. Gene Ontology annotation, biological process: intracellular signal transduction; receptor guanylyl cyclase signaling pathway; protein phosphorylation. The record is from RefSeq and is a predicted model, not a curated record. The transcript has 19 exons. Lineage: Eukaryota; Metazoa; Arthropoda; Insecta; Lepidoptera; Sphingidae.